GGCAAAUUCACACUAACGUGGUGAGCUUUCUUCCCGCACACAUUCACACCGGACAUGUUCUAACCGCCGCUUCUGGUAGAAUUCCUAGAGUCUUGCCUUCGCUACCCAGUUACAAGCUUCUAAGCACCGUUGGUACUAGCAUUAGUUGUUCAAACUGCAGUCAUUAUGAGGCCGGACGACGACGAGCCUAACAGCACGACGCUGGUGUCCAUACGGCUCAUAUCGGCGCACAACCUGCACAGAGCCAAGGUCUUCAAACGCAUGAGUCCCUGCGCGGUCGUCUCGGCAUACGGCGACGCUCGCUCCAGCCAAUUCCUACCCCCCGUGAAACACGGCCAUGCGAAUCCCGUCUGGGACACCCUCCUAGAAUUCUCCGUCCCUGACCAUCUCCUGCGCUUAGACGUUCCGUCAGAACCGAAUUCACAGGACGAUAGCCUACCGAAGCCAUUUCCGCACGUAGUAGUCAAGAUUUACGCGUCUGCAUCGUUAAAGACGUCCUUAGGUCGCGCUACGAUACCCCUGGAGCAGGCAAUCCGGCACUACGACCAAACGCACGUCCAUUUCUUUCCUCUGGUGCGGAAAUUCAUCAUCGGAGAAAGCGCGUGCGGAGCCAUUCAAGUGGAAGUGAAGGUUGGACGGACGAGCUUCGCUCCGCGAAAAGGCACGGCGGCUUAUACCGCGUUCGUGCGGACGCGGUCCCCCUUCUGUUACAGUCACAGAGCGCUCGAUACGCUAUCGGCGGCCAGGGCUACGCGGAGAUUGCCGACGACGCCGUGCUGCGCCGAAGCCACGUGUCGUUGCCCGAAUCACCGGAACGGAAAGUUUUCUGGGCAGCCCCCGAGAACUAUUGUGGUGGAGAAUCCUGAUGGGUCGAUUCAGGGAUUUGGAUUCAGACUAUCGUGAGUGGAUUUGAUUGUGUUCUUUUUGCGUUUGUGUUGCUUUCGGUGUAAGCGUGUGUGUGUGUGCUGCUUGGUUUUGGAAUGAAUAUGGCUCAAUGGCCUUGGCGUGAUCACUAUGUGGAAUGAAACAAGUGUAGAUUCGUGUAUUUAACGCCAAAAAUCUACAAUUU
This is a messenger RNA of Closterium sp. NIES-67, 1069 nucleotides long. Lineage: Eukaryota; Viridiplantae; Streptophyta; Zygnematophyceae; Desmidiales; Closteriaceae. The record is from the annotation of a GenBank genome assembly.